UCCUUAAAACCCUAUAAACCUCUCUGUGGACGAAGAUCGAUCUCACUUUAUUCUUCUUCUUCCGGGCAUCAUCUUCUCUAUCUCUUGCAAUGGCUUCCAGAAUCAUGAACAGAUCCUCCGUCUCGUCUCUCAGAUCCGCAAUCAGAUCUUCGCUUCGAAAUUCUCCCGUUGGCACCGGAUCUUCACCGGCUGCUUCUUCCGCCGGAUUUCGUGUCCAUCUGAGCUUGGGUGUGUUCAGUCGCUGUUACCGCUUCACAGCACGGUGGCGGCUGCUCGGUUGACGUCUUGCCUUAGCACUACUUCCAGAAGCAGCCGAGCUCUCUCUCAGGAUGGAAUCGAUGGCACGUGAGACGUAUUUGCAGUUGUUUUGAAAGAGAUGGGCCUUUCAGUCCCAAGGUGACCUGAUACAUUCAUGAAGAUUAUUACUAUUGAGUGAGGAAAGCUUCUCUUAAACUUAUAGACAAGUUCUUUGUUUGUGACUCCAGACUCGUGUCAUUUUCAUUUUGAUUCAUGAAAAAAAAAAUGUAAUACAGUUUCACCUUUUUCCACGA
This is a messenger RNA of Camelina sativa (false flax), 551 nucleotides long. The record is from RefSeq and is a predicted model, not a curated record. Lineage: Eukaryota; Viridiplantae; Streptophyta; Magnoliopsida; Brassicales; Brassicaceae.